UACAAAAGCGCGGGCGAUAUUUGGCAAUUCAAAAGAACAUCCCUGCCAAAUAUCUGGUUGCGGUAAGUCGAAAUGUAUAAGAGUGAAAGGAAAAAUCGGAGCUUAUGAUGACUAGAGACAACUGUCGAUGCAAUGCAUGCGUAAACCAAGAUACUAUGCAGAGAGGAUUCAACACAUUUGAGAUCCCACAAGAUAUCCGGCCACUGCACAUCGAGAGCCGCGAGGCGGGAGUUGUUGUUCGAUGGUCCGACAACUCGCACGAAAGCUUCUACCCGUGGGACUUUAUUGAGUAUUACUUGACAGAAGAUCAACCGAAAGCGGAGGAAACGCAAAUCAAUACAUUCGAUUCCAAAGGUAGCGCUCUGGCAAAGCGAUGGCCACCAUCCGUGAGCAGCAACGAUAUCGAGAAGGACGAGAAGGAUGCGAUUGGGCGUUUAACAGGCUACAUUAGAAAAUAUGGGUUUGGCUUCAUUACUGAUGUGCCGUAUGACACGGCAGAGCCCAGUCAAAAGUUGCUGGAGAAGAUUGCUUUCAUACGAGAAACACACUACGGUGGCUUCUACGACUUUAUACCUGAUCUCGCCCUUGCUGACACGGCCUAUACAAACAUUGCGUUAGCAGCACACACUGACACCACUUACUUCUCUGACCCGGCAGGGCUGCAGGCUUUUCAUCUUUUGUCACACGUUGACCCUUCUGCCAAAGAUGGAAAGGCCACGCUAGGGGGUCAAUCACUUCUGGUCGACGGGUUCUGGGCUGCAGCUUUGCUUAGAGACGAAGAUCCAAAAGCAUGGAAUGUGCUGAGCCGCGUCAAGCUACCAUGGCAUGCUAGCGGCAACGAGGGCAUCACCAUCUCACCCGAUAAGCUUUACCCCGUGCUGGAGGUAGACGAGGCCACGGGUGAGUUACAACGUGUAAGGUGGAACAAUGACGAUAGAGGUGUCGUCCCUUUCCAUAGCGAAUAUUCACCAGAGGAGUGGUACGAUGCUGCCAGAAAAUGGGAUGCCAUCUUGAGGCGCAAAUCGGUAGAAUACUGGUUUCAGCUUACACCUGGUAGCCUUCUUGUCUUUGACAACUGGCGAGUCUUGCAUGGUCGCAGUGCAUUCACCGGCGUGAGACGGAUUUGCGGUGGUUACAUCAAUCGAGAUGAUUUCAUCUCACGGUGGAGAAACACCAACUAUCCUCGCGAGGAGAUCAUGCGAAGGGUAGUCGGCUGAUUCCAGUUCACUGCAAGUGCAAUGCAAAGUAAAUACACAGCUGGGCUUCUUCAUGAGAUGAAAGCGCAAUUAGAACCACUAUUUUGGCUGCGUCUAUCAGUUGCGGGCCUC
This is a messenger RNA of Truncatella angustata, 1328 nucleotides long. Its product is annotated as trimethyllysine dioxygenase. Gene Ontology annotation, molecular function: iron ion binding; trimethyllysine dioxygenase activity. The record is from RefSeq and is a predicted model, not a curated record. Gene Ontology annotation, biological process: carnitine biosynthetic process. Bases 105 to 1217 code for a protein of 370 amino acids. Gene Ontology annotation, cellular component: mitochondrion. NCBI's taxonomy places the organism in Eukaryota, Fungi, Ascomycota, Sordariomycetes, Amphisphaeriales, Sporocadaceae. The transcript has 8 exons.